Saccostrea cuccullata (small rock oyster) is the source of this 319-nucleotide messenger RNA. RefSeq names its product barrier-to-autointegration factor-like protein. Bases 41 to 304 code for a protein of 87 amino acids. The transcript is spliced from 2 exons. Gene Ontology annotation, molecular function: DNA binding. The record is from RefSeq and is a predicted model, not a curated record. NCBI's taxonomy places the organism in Eukaryota, Metazoa, Mollusca, Bivalvia, Ostreida, Ostreidae.
AUUUUAUCACAAUAAUUAUACAUUUUUUAUUGGUUAGGAAAUGUCAUCAACAUCGCAAAAGCACGCAGCUUUUAUUCAGGGGCCGUUGGGGUUAAAACCAGUAACUGCUUCGCCCGGUAUAGGACCAGUCAUAGGACAAAAAAUGACAGAAGCUGGCUUUGGUUCGGCCUCCCAAGUUUUGGGACAAUACCUGAUUGACCCACCUGGUUUCAAGGGAUGGGUGCAAGGAUUCGGAGCAAAUGCAGGACAGCAGACAGCCUGUUUCAACGCUUUUGAUGCCUGGUGUAAAAAUUUUGUGUAUUAAAAAGUUUACAAGGAU